Molecule: messenger RNA, 980 nt
Organism: Humulus lupulus (European hop)
Lineage: Eukaryota; Viridiplantae; Streptophyta; Magnoliopsida; Rosales; Cannabaceae
Exons: 2
Coding region: 66-974 (302 amino acids)
Source: RefSeq, a predicted model, not a curated record
UCUUAGUUUUUGUAUCUGUAUGGUUGCUAACUCUUACUAACCAUGCUUUUGUUUUGACAGACGAGAUGUCUCAGCCCGAGGAGAGCCUGCGAGGUGCGGUCUUCGGGGGGAACCCCUCAGCUGGGCCAAGAAUGAAAAGGCUCCGGACGUCCAAGAACGCCGCCGGGACCCCCACCAAGUUUCCUGCAAAGGAGAAGGAUCAAGCCCUAGCUUCACAGGUUGCGGGAGCGGUUCCUCCUGCUACAGGGGGAAGCAAUAUGCCUCCAGCGGCUCCGCGAGCUCCAUUCGUCGCCCGGGACGCAGUAACGGAGGUCGGGACUUCGGCCAUCGUAUCCUCCGAUGUGCGCAUACCAGUCAAUCCCCAGGACCUGGAGAAGAUCCCCGAGGCCUUUCGGGGAACGGUGUAUGAGUCGGCGAACUACGCCGUCAACCAUAUAUACAAGUUCACCGAGAAGGAGCUCCGGGCCAUCGAGACAAUGAGCCCGGUGGGCGUGCUGGAGUCUUCACUAGGCAUGGCCAUGACGAGCGUUGUCGCCCUUCACCGGAGCAUCGUCAGGACCAAAACUCAGCUCGGGGACAUGAGGGACGAGCAUCAGACUACCCUGCAAGCGGCCAAGGAUGCCUUGGCGGCCUCUCAGGUUGAGUUGGAGAAAUCCCGUUCGGAGAUCCAAGAGCGCGAGUCCUCCCUUGCCACCUCGAAGACGGACCUAGACGCUGCGAAGACUGAGGUCCAGGAUGCCCUGGAGGUCGAGCGGACAACUUCAGAAAAGUCCAUGGAAGAUCUGUUCUACCAUUGCUGGGUCUACAAUCCAGACGCAGACUUUUCUUUCAUGUCGGCUAGUCUCUGGGCACGCUUGCUGGUGAAGUUCCAAGCUCGCCUUGAUAAAGAGGCGCCCUCGGAGACCGGGGAUGGUUCUGGCGCAGCUGAGCAAGGCGAGACGGCGACCUCCAAGGGACCACCUGGCGGAGCUUAGGGCGUU